Eleginops maclovinus (Patagonian blennie) is the source of this 3541-nucleotide messenger RNA. RefSeq names its product kelch repeat and BTB (POZ) domain containing 3 (gene kbtbd3). NCBI's taxonomy places the organism in Eukaryota, Metazoa, Chordata, Actinopteri, Perciformes, Eleginopidae. The transcript has 9 exons. Gene Ontology annotation, molecular function: protein binding. The record is from RefSeq and is a predicted model, not a curated record. Bases 1116 to 3020 code for a protein of 634 amino acids.
UGCAUCAACAAAACACAUAAUCUGCCACUGUCAAUAUAAAAUCGUACUUGCUGAUCAUAGUCUACAUGCAAUUUAUAAAAACCUAAACGUGCACGCACUGUAGGACAUAGUAGUCAACUCAAAUCCAUGUAUUUACAAUCACAACUAAAAGAACCCUUGACUUGUAUAUAAACCUUUUUUUAGAUAUUAUAUUUGUAACCUUGCUUUUCACGUAGGCUACUUUUAAAGUCCUGUAUUAUACUAAUAAAAACGACUCAUUACUGACACAAACAACUCCAGCGAACAAGAACAGACACAAAGGAUUUGCUAUUAGGCAAAAAAGCAUAUUCCCAGGUGGUAUUUGUGAACCCUCGAUAAUAUCAAUAUGGAAUUGAAAAAGGUUGAAGUUUCUACACUGGAUCAAACUAUUUUAUACAGUGUAUGAUUGGAGAAUCCCACUAAAUUAUAAGGCUAUAGCCUAUGGGUUUAACCCGUGCCGUUAAACGACCAAUACCAGAGAACUACAGGUCCCAGCUGCCCUUGCGCACCUCAACCGCAAACAAAGAGCCGCAUUCAUGCACACACAUACACAAAUCGAAGGGAUUUAAAUAAUGACAGCAAUAUCCAAAUUAAAUAUACCAAACAGCACACUUCUAACAAAGAUGAUGUUCCGACAAUUGUAACCUCAAACUAAGGAAAGAUUGUCCGAGUCAUCGCGUGAUUUCACGCUUCCGGAAGUUAAAUAGCAUGAGAGAGAGAGAACUGUCCGAGGUGCUGACACUGUGAGUAGUGCAUGUCCUGAUUCAGUCUACAUACCUGUAUAUUUCAAAUGUAACCUAUGUAUUUGUCUUAUGUAAGAUGACUUUGUAAGUAUAGUUUUCAUACCUGUGUUUUGAACUGAAUAUUGUGUUCACCAUACUAAAUGGACAAAUCACAAAAUCUUUAACUGUUCUUGUCAGUAAUGUUAUGUUAUCUCCUUGUUUGAUAUCUCUGCUCACCUCACUCACACACAAAUCACACAAAUAUUCUUUAAAUACAUCAUAAGACACACUGGUCCUCUAUACUCUGUGAAUAUGCAUCACUAACUUAGAUGUUUUUUUCAUUUAUGUAUAAAUAUAUUAUCAGACUUUGGGAAGAUGGAUGAACCACAGGAGUCAUCUUCCUGUAUCCUCAAUGCCCCAAACUCAAGCAGCAGCAGUCCCCCCAGCAGUAAAACUGGCAACACUCCACAAUGCAAUGGUUCUUCAGAGUCCCGGACCCUUCUGCGGGUCCCUGAGUCACAUGGUCUUAAGCUACUGAGCGUUCUUAGAUCAUUCAGGGAGCAAGGCCUGCUAUUUGACUUCACCAUUAAGGUCCAGGAACAGAGUUUUCCCUGCCAUCGAUGUGUCCUUGCAGCAUGCAGCGAUUUCUUCAGGGCCAUGUUUGAGGUGGAUAUGCGAGAGCGUGGUGAUGGUUCAGUGACUCUUGGUAACCAGUGUCCAGUGGCAGUGCGUUGUUUCCUGGAAUUUGCCUAUUCAGGAGAGAUGCUCAUCACUGAUGGCAAUGUAGACAUGCUGUUUCAGCUUGCUUCUUUUCUGCAGGUCUCAGUUUUGUCCCAAGCGUGCAGCAACUUCCUGAUAAGAGCCAUGGAUCUCAGUAACUGCCUGUCCCUAUUCUCCCUUGCUGAGGCCUAUGGCUCUGCAUCCCUCCUCCAAAGUGCCAAUGACUUUGUGGUUCAUAACUUCUCUGAGCUUUCCAAAACUCAGGACUUUCUGGAUAUGCAGGUGAAUGUGUUGGAAGCAUGCCUGAGGUCAGAUGCUCUAAAUGUGCCCAGCGAGGAGGCUGUGGUGAUGUCUCUUCUUAGAUGGAUACGGCAUGAUCUCUCGGAAAGACAGAAGCUGUUGCCGGGUUUGUUAUCUCUAACGAGAUUCCACCACCUACCUGCACCUGUACUAAAGACUCUGCGUGAUACAGAUGAUCUCCUCUGCAAUAGUGAGUCCUGCAUUGCCUUGCUCUCUGAAGCUCAGAACAGGCAGGAUGAGUACAGCGGCCUGCUCUCUGAUGCCAGGCCAGCCACCACACAGAGCUACAUCUUCAUCCACAAGACGGAAGAGAACGGCGAGAUCCGCCACAGCUUCUGCUACUGUCUGGAGACAGACCAGUGGAAAGAGCUGGGAACAGGGCACGGAGAGGGGACAGCCAUGAUGCCAGACCCACCAGGUUCCUACCUUACCAGCUUUGCUGAGAAGAUAUUUGUGACAGGUGGAUGCCGGGGGAACUGUUGCCGGGCAAUUCGUCUCCAUGUGGCCGAGCCAUUCCAUGACGCUACAGACGAGGUUUGGUGCUUCUGUCCUGUGACCCUCACCUGGACGCCGGCUCCAGCCAUGCUGAAGCCCAGAACCACACACACAGCUGUAACCUGCCUAGAACGUAUCUACGUCAUCGGAGGACGGACCAGGGGAUCCAGAGGGGGGGCUCCCAGUCUGCUGGAGGUGGAGUAUUAUAAUCCUCUGACCCAGACCUGGAGCUCAGUUAGCCCGCUGCCCACUGCCAUCUACUACCCUGAGGCCAGUGCUUGUGGCAGUGUUAUCUACACACUGGGGUCAGAAGUGGAGAUAACAGAUUCAUUUAACCCCUCACUGGACUGCUUCUUCAGCUAUGACGCACAGCAGGACCAGUGGAGCCGCCUGGUGGCAGAAUUUGGACAAUUCUUUCAUGCUACUCUGGUCAAGGCAGUGGCAAUAGAUAACACUCUACACAUCUGUGACCUGUCCACUUACAAGGUCUACAGUUUUUGUCCAGAGACCUGCGUGUGGAAGGGUGAAGGGUCAUUUGAGUGUGCUGGUUUCAACGCAGGAGCAGUGGGUAUGAAAGACAGAAUCUACAUCCUGGGUGGAGACUAUUCACCUGAUGAGAUCACUGAUGAAGUUCAGGUGUACCACAGUGGGAGAAGUCAAUGGGAGGAAGUGGCUCCUAUGCCCAGAGCGCUCACUGAGUUCCACUGUCAGCUUAUCAGCUUCAACAGAUACAAAGACCCAUGGGGGGAAAAUGCACACUCUUGAAUACAUGUUAGUGGAUUUGCAUGUGUCUCUGAUGGAUGUUGGACAGUUGACAUAGGGAAAGACAAUCUUCAACCAACACCACAUCUUUCACACAUCAUUAUAACAAGAUUGCACCUGAGCCAAAUUAUUUACUACUUUUUAAUUUAAACAUUUUAGAUUUUCACUUUGUAUGAGUGAAUCGCCUGCUGUCAUGGGAUCUGUGUUGUAUUUAAAUCAAAAUGUGGUCCCUCCCAUGGAGGAACCUUAUUGAGCCAAAGACUAUAUUUGAAAGCCUCUUUUAAUAACUGAUUUCUUUUUCUGAUAAUUUGGCUGAUGGGAACCUGCUCAUAGUAUAUUACAUUAUUUAAAGCUGAACUAAAAUCCUUUUGACAAAACUGUGUAAAUGAUCUUGUUGGGUUUUAUCUUCAAUCCAUUUGACUUUAUCCUGUUUAGCCUGUCGUGUAUCGAUGCAUGCCCUUUUUCUCUUCCCAUGAUAUAUAAUUCUACAUGUGAUCAAUACAAGGAUCCCCUGAAAACCUUCA